Acanthosepion pharaonis is the source of this 1701-nucleotide messenger RNA. The record is from the annotation of a GenBank genome assembly. Lineage: Eukaryota; Metazoa; Mollusca; Cephalopoda; Sepiida; Sepiidae.
AUGGCUGAGAUUGAAAUUGAGCAGGCCCUGAAAAAUGUCACCCAGAGAAUGAAACAAGCUCUGCUGAAACGACCUGAGGCUCAUCUUCAAAUUCCCCCACGUUUGGUGGCUGUCAGCAAAACAAAGCCACCAGAAAUGAUUAUAACAGCUUAUAAUAAUGGCCAAAAGCAUUUUGGGGAAAAUUACAUUCAGGAGCUAGAGAGUAAAGGAAAUGACUCAAAUAUUUUAGAGCAAUGCAAAGAAAUCAAAUGGCAUUUCAUUGGAAAUUUACAACGCAACAAAAUCAACAAAUUAUUAAAUACCCCCAAUUUAUUCAUGGUGGAGACAGUGGAUUCUAAAAAACUUGCUACUGCAUUGAACACAGCAUGUCAAAAUCGAAAACGGGAAACACCUCUGUCAGUUAUGGUACAAAUCAACACAAGUGGUGAAGAAACAAAGAAUGGCUGUGAUCCAGAGGAGGCUGGGAAGAUUGUUAAGAUCAUCAGAGACGAAUGCCCAAAUUUGAAGCUAGAGGGUCUCAUGACAAUUGGCGCUUAUAAUCAUGACCUCAGUAAAGGUCCAAAUCCAGAUUUUCAGAAAUUACUUCAAUGCCAGAAAAAGAUCUGUGAAGAAUUCCAUUUAAAUCCAGCAGACCUUCAGUUAAGUAUGGGAAUGUCAAAUGAUUUUGAACAUGCAAUAGAGGUGGGUAGCUCAAGUGUCCGCGUUGGAAGUCUUAUCUUUGGAGCAAGGACAUAUGUUAACAAAGGGAAGGGAGACAAUCCAGAAACAACCAUAGGCACAGGAUUGUCUCGCAUACGUCAUAUGGAAUGUGCAGAUGCUUAUGUCAAUGUGCUGAAAUCCUGGAAAUACUCUUAUCCAAAAGAAAUCCAUUUUGUUAUCACUAAGAAAGCACUUCUGGAUAAAAUUCAAGCCACAUUUGCUUGUCAUUUUCCUCUUGUAACUGUAACACCACAGAGCAGGAAUUCAAAAGCAUCAAGUGGAGGUUUACUUCAAGACAACCAUGCUAUGACACAUGCAGUUCAAACUAAUAACUCAGCAAUGGCAGCUACAUCAGGAGCAAUGGCAGAAGUGAGACCCAUGGAUGUUGAGAUGUCUGAUACAAAUGACAGCUGCCCAAUUUGCCUCUGUGAUUUUACAGACAAAAAGACCUUGGACAAAUGUGGGCAUUCAUUCUGUUCUGCUUGCAUUGACCACAGCUUCUCUGCAGUCGGACCUUACUGUCCAGUUUGCCAGACAGUUUAUGGCAAAAUAAUUGGACAACAACCUCCAGGAACAAUGAGCACAAAGAAAGAAAAACGUUCUUUGCCAGGUUUUCUUGAAUGCAAUCUUUAUAAAGUGGAAUAUGAAAUACCAAGUGGAAUCCAAGAGAAAUGUCACCCAAAUCCUGGAAAGAGAUUUUAUGGUGCAAAGAGGACUGCCUAUUUACCUUCAAAUAAAGAAGGGGAAACUGUCCUGAAAAUGCUUCAGAAGGCUUUUGAACAGAAACUUAUCUUUACUGUUGGAGAUUCCCGGACCACCAACAUGACAGAUGUUGUAACUUGGAAUGACAUUCACCAUAAAACAAACAUUUUGGGUGGUCCCAGCAGGUAUGGCUAUCCAGACCCAGACUAUUUGAACAGGGUCUCUCUGGAACUGGAGACCAAAGGCAUUACACCAGCAGAUGUCUUUGGCCAGAAAAUAAAACCAAAAAUCUCAAACUAA